AUGUCGAAUACCAUUUAUCAGCUUUGCGCCAGCAUAUAUCCCAACGGAACCCAAUCACAACUUCUGGAAUGCGUUGCAAAUCAGUUCGAAGAAGAACAGAAUGCUAGAUGGCUGGAUCUAAAGAAUUUCCUGUUUGUCCUUAGUGGGGCCUUGAUCUUCUUCAUGCAAAGCGGUUUCGCCAUGGUUUGCGCUGGAGCGGUGCGGGCAAAAAAUGUUCAGAAUUCUAUGCUCAAAAAUCUUUUGGAUGCGUGCGGUGCUGCCGUUGCCUUCUUCCUUGUUGGAAAUGCCUUUGCCUUUGGGGGUCAGAACGAAAGUACUGUAACUUCCUUCAUCGGAACUUCCGAAUUUGCCAGCGUUGGCCCAUCACCUGCAUUCUGGUUCUUUGAAUACACUUUUUCUGCUACAUCUGUCACCAUUGUAGCAGGAACAUUAGCAGAGCGUUGUCAAAUGACAGCGUACUUGUGCUACUCAAUGGUUUUGGCUGGAUUCAUUUAUCCUGUGAUUGCACAUUCUGUUUGGUCCAACAAUGGAUUCUUGUCCAACUUCAAUGCUCACCCGCUGUUCGACUGCGGAGCAAUCGAUUUUGCUGGAAGUGGAGUCGUCCACCUUACUGGGGGAGUCACAGCACUCCUAGCAACAAUUGUGCUUGGUCCCCGUAGAGGUCGGUUCUAUGACUCACGUGGGGAGCCUUUGGCCACACCAAAGGUUAUGCCAGGUAAUUCAAUCGCAUUGCAACUUCUCGGAACUAUGGUUCUAUGGUUUGGUUGGUUUGGUUUCAAUCCUGGUUCUGCUUUGCUUUUGGAUAGUGAUCACAUUGGAGAAAUUGCUGCGAAUGCAGCUGUGGCCACAGCGCUUGCGGGAGCUUCAGGUGGCAUUUCAGCACUGUUCUCGAACCUAUUUAUUGAAGAACGACGAACGGGAGAGCCACAUUUCUCUCUAGUCAUGGCAAUGAAUGGAUCCCUUUCUGGCUUGGUGGCAGUUACAGCCGGCUGUGCUAUUUUCGAACCAUGGGGUGCCAUUCUAACUGGAGUCGUUGCUGGCUGGGUUUACAUUUUUGGUACGAGUUGGUUAAUUCGCCACCGAAUCGAUGAUGCUGUGGAUGCUAUUCCCGUGCACAUGCUCAACGGGAUUUGGGGACUCCUUGCGGUUGGACUUUGUGCGUCUCCACGGAAGUUGGAUUUGACGUUCAACGUAUCCAAGCAUGUCGGUUUGUUCUACAGCUGGGGACGAGGGUCUAGUGAUGCCACUCUAUUGGCGUGCCAAACUUUGACAGUAUUGUACAUUCUUGGGUGGGUUCUAGUUACGAUGCUGCCAUUCUUUGUUUGGCUAAAUUACAAAGGAUGGCUCCGCUCUGAUUCUUUGGAAGAGCUCGUCGGUCUCGAUAUAUCUUACCACGGUGGCGAAGGUGGAGGUCCAGAUGGAGGUGUCAAGAAGGAGUAUGUCGAUGCAUACAGACGGCACAAGGGAAUUUCACGGCGCACUGUCCAAACGGAGUCCGAUGGAACCGAACUUUGGACGUCGCAGCAAGAAAACAUGGACGACCCUGAGACCCCUGAGAACCCUGGGAGCACGGAGGUCGCGGAUUCUGCCUAG
Cylindrotheca closterium is the source of this 1593-nucleotide messenger RNA. NCBI's taxonomy places the organism in Eukaryota, Bacillariophyta, Bacillariophyceae, Bacillariales, Bacillariaceae. The record is from the annotation of a GenBank genome assembly.